CGUUGUUCUGUGAGGUACCCUGCCUGCUCCCCAAUUUCUCGCGACUCGGUCCCCCACCGGUGCCCCUUUGGUGAGGCGGGGCUUCUGUUCUCCCCAUCUCGCCGUCCCAGCGAGGCCCUGUGCCUCUGGCUUCCGUGCCGCCCAGCGAGCUGCAGCUUGAAGGCGUCGGCGCCGGCCACCGUUUUGAGAGGAACCCCCCGCCUGCUCCACCAUUGAUUUGCUGUUAUUGCUAUUUUGUUUGUAUAUAUGUACAGAUAUGCCCCACACUGUGGUUCACCUGACUUACCGUUGCGGCAUGCACUUUCCGGGCAUCUUCUCUGCGGUGGCAGCCUGACAGGCACCCGAGGUCUUCACAGGCGUGUAUCCAAUUCAAUUUUGCUGAAAUUUAACAGCAGAAGCCGGAUGUAGUCACUGUAUGUGUUCGUUGUCUGUUGGCAAAUAAAUAUGGAAAGCUAUGCUCUCUUUGAUAAGGAUGGCAAUCAGGUCCCAAAGGAUACAGUCGAUAAAGUUGGAGGAACAUUUGAAAGAAUUCUUGAAGAGACAGUGAAAGUGCGUGAUGCGCAGGAACAUGACAUGCCCCUUCUACAGGCAAUUUCAAUUGUGUUUGAGAGGCACCCCCAUCUAAAGCUAGAUGAUCAGGUCGUGCAAUGGUGUGUCAGCCGGCUCGAGGCAUGGUUUGCUGCAGAUGCAAAUGAAAUAUCUCUCAAAAACUGGGAUCAGGAGCGUGUUCUUACUGGUGGUCAUGGGCUGAUGGCAAAUGGGUAUUGUCCUGUUAUUGAGUCUCUUGCUCGAGGUCUUGACAUCAAGCUUAAUCAAAGGCUGUGGCCGAGGAGAAGUUUAAGUCUGCAUGAAUGCGUACAAUUCACUCUGCAACGUCCUCAAGUCUGCUUAGUGCUGCCCCUGCUAUUACACACAUGACAAAUGUUGCAACUUGUAUUAUCGGUUUUGCAAAGCGCAGGCUGUUGCUUUGUUUCAGUUUUAGUUUGACAUACACACAUUUGUGCCAAGAGGCAAGUUCUGACAUGGAAGGAUGGAGCCAUUGUUCAGUACCCUCCAUACCCGAGCCAGCUAACCACACAGUUUUUACUGAGAUCUUUCCUUUGGCGAUCUUCUCCAAUGCCAGCUACAAUUAUGAGAACAAAGAAGCGUGACAUUUGUUUGCACUAUGGAACACAUCCAAAUAAGCAGUCAGAUCAUGGUGGAGUCAGAAAUGUCUUGAG
Molecule: messenger RNA, 1220 nt
Organism: Panicum virgatum (switchgrass)
Lineage: Eukaryota; Viridiplantae; Streptophyta; Magnoliopsida; Poales; Poaceae
Product: polyamine oxidase 4-like
Exons: 7
Coding region: 445-918 (157 amino acids)
Biological process (GO): polyamine catabolic process
Cellular component (GO): peroxisome
Molecular function (GO): polyamine oxidase activity
Source: RefSeq, a predicted model, not a curated record